Messenger RNA from Daldinia decipiens, 1095 nucleotides. RefSeq lists its product as uncharacterized. The record is from RefSeq and is a predicted model, not a curated record. The transcript is spliced from 6 exons. NCBI's taxonomy places the organism in Eukaryota, Fungi, Ascomycota, Sordariomycetes, Xylariales, Hypoxylaceae. Bases 1 to 1095 code for a protein of 364 amino acids.
AUGGCGGAUAAUAAUACAGGUUGUCCAAUCCAAGGUAAACCAGACCUGUAUGGGCUAGGUGUACGCCUUGGUCUUUACUUACAAUUCAUCGCUAUCGUGCUCGCGAGACCGUCAGUAAAACCGGCUUUCAAAGCUAUCACUAGCUCAACUAUCGCUUUCGUCCUUGCUAAUUUAAUCGUCCUUGCCAAGGAGAGUGCGUCGAGGACUCUAUUUGCUCCGGAGGCAUACCUCCUUUUCUUCCUUCUUGUUCCGCAACUCACGGUGAACAUUAUAAACAUCGACACAUCGAAGAACCACAUAAGCCCCCGUGGUACCAUCGCCCUCCUCUUAUGGGGAUCAUUUUGCUUCUAUUUCAGUUGGUUUUGGUGGGUGGGACUGGACGUCUUACCGAUGUCCGGCUGUGAAGAUGAAUUUGGGUUCUUCUUCGCCAAGGUCAGCCUCCGGGGUUGGUUCAGAACCUUUAACAAGGUCCUUUGGACAAUAUCAGAUAUUGCGUUUGUCAUAAUCAUUUCAUCAACUGCAGUUCAGUUCCUGAUAGCAUAUUUGUCCCGAGAAGAAGGAGAUGUAGACCUAAAACUCGCAAGGGCUACUAGCGAAAAGAUCACCGCUCACAACAUACUUCAACAUAUUUUCCUGCAGGGAUGGAGCUUUUUCCCGUUUGCUAUCUUCGUCUCUGGUGCCGAAAUAACACUUCGGUACAAUGAUAUCCGGGGUGUUAACACCGUAAACUCGGCCAGUCAGCUCGUACCCCUAGUCCUUGCUCUUGGCUUGUUGGUGCACGUCAUUGGAAAUACGUUAAUGAGACUAGCCCAUGGGUUCCAACAUGCUUUCGACGAGGAUGUAGCAGACGGACUGGAUAAUGACAACCAUGAUAAUCAUAGUUCAACACGAAGCGACCUCAGACGCGAGCUGCGGGAAGAGCGGGGGUGGCUGGGCGUUACUGGUCGCUUUCUUUUCCGACUCUAUUGUGCAUUUGUUGCAGGAUACAAUCAGGAAGAAGUGAAGCCGAGGCAUCCAAAUUCCGCUACGAGUUGCCCAAAGAGAAGUCAUGGUGCAGAAGUAGACAUCGAGUUAGAAGGUGGUCCGCGACCUUAA